Molecule: messenger RNA, 1002 nt
Organism: Peniophora sp. CBMAI 1063
Lineage: Eukaryota; Fungi; Basidiomycota; Agaricomycetes; Russulales; Peniophoraceae
Source: the annotation of a GenBank genome assembly
AUGGCCACCGUUGCUUCCGAGAUUAUCUACCGCUCGUACGAGGGUGAGGCCGACUUGCCCAACAUCAUCUCCCUCGUCCAGUCUGAGCUCUCCGAGCCCUAUGUGGUGUACACUUACCGCUACUUCUUGCGCCAGUGGCCACACCUGUCUUUCCUAGCAUUCGCGCCCGACUCCCCGAUACCCGUCGGUGUCAUUGUGUGCAAGCAGAGCGUACACCGGGAGAGGAUCAACCGUGGGUAUAUCGCCAUGUUAUCCGUCAACAAGUCCUACCGCAAGCAGGGUGUCGCAAGCGCCCUCGUGCGUCAUUCGGUUGAAGCCAUGAAGGCCACAGGCGUCGAAGAGGUGAGCCUCUCUCCUUCUCUCGUCUCUCGUCGCUCCUUGCGAACCCCAUACGCGUUAGAGCCCGCCCCGGACCUGCCACGUCACGACGUCUCGUUGGGGUUGAGAUACCUCCAGCCAGCCGUAGCCAGUAUCGUGCCCGGGUGCUCCCCGUCAGCAUGUACGCUGGAGCAGGCCAGAGGCUAUACGCUAUCUCGUAUCUCUGCCGGGACCGGUUACGUCCGCAUGGGAAUGUCGUGCCGUGGCGUCGUGUUCUUAUCGCCCGACUGCGUUUCGUCUGUAUCGUUCGACUCGGGCGCUAACGUUCCUUUGUUCCAGGUCGCGCUGGAGACCGAAUACGACAACGGCGCUGCCCUCGCGCUCUACAGCUCGCUCGGCUUCAUCCGCGAGAAGCGCUUGCACCGCUUCUACCUGAACGGCAAGGACGCUUUUAGGCUCGUGCUCCCCGUCAGCGCCCCAGCUGUGCUCCGCCGCAACAGCAACAACUCGGACACCUCUUCCAUCAACUCUUCGUCGAGCGAUGAUGUAUUUGACGAUGAGGACCUCGAGUGGGAGGAUGUUGGGAGGCUCAUCCGCCUCCGGCGCAACGUGACUCAGCUCCGUGCGGCCAAGUUUGUACCCGUGUGGGAGCGCGAGGACGUCGAGGGCAACUCGGCUCGUUAA